AUGACCACACUGGUAGCAAAAUUGACUGGAAGAGCUCUGGACAAGCUGAUGCCUAUUGAGGAGGCUUCUGACUAUGGGUCAAAAAGAGAUGGAAAAGACCAUGUCCAAGACAUGGAGGGUAGGAAAGAAAAGCAUUAUGAAGAAGAACUACAGACUUUGAGGUCUCUAGUAGGAAGACUCCAGAAAGAAAAUGAUGAACUCCAAGUAGAACUGAAGUGGAGAAAGACUCACAAGUACGCAGAUGACAUCACUCUUGAUGCAGGCACAGCUCACCCAAACCUCUCCAUUUCUGGGGAUAAGAAAUUUACUCAUGAAGCCCAACCUCAAAAUGUUCCAUCAACUCCAGAGAGGUUCGAUUCGACUGUCUGUGUGUUGGGCUCUGAAGGAUUCUCUUCUGGAAAGCACUACUGGGAGGUGGAGGUUGUGAGCAGCAAUGACUGGGACCUGGGAGUGGCCAGAGAAUCCAUACAGAGAAAAGGAAAACUUUCCCUGUCCCCUAAAGAGAGAUUCUGGGCUCUGGGUUUCAGUGGGAGAGAUUACUGGGCAAAAACUGAUCCAUGGACCCGGGUCGAGGUGCAAAAAAAGCCCAAGAAAAUUGGAGUUUACCUUAGUUACCAAGACAAUCAGGUGACCUUUUUCAAUGUAACUGACAUGUCUGUGUUGUUCACAUUUAAUGAUUGUUCAUUCUCAGGAGAGGUUUAUCCAUUCUUCAAAAAUUCCCAAAAAGAAACAUCAAUGAGAAUUUGUUCUAUAAGAGAAGAUGAAUGAGUUUAAAGUGGCACCACCACUCACUUAUCCCACUGUAUCUUUGAAAUCAAAUUUCCAAUCAAUGAAUUUGAAUUACAUUUUGCCUCUAUAUUAAUUCUGUGGUGCCAUCUCUAAAACAGCACUGUUAUUCAUUUUAUGGCUGUGAACCUAUGACAGCUAGUUUCUCUCCAAUAAAAUUUGAACUGUAGUUUUUACUCUGCAC
Molecule: messenger RNA, 970 nt
Organism: Mauremys reevesii (Reeves's turtle)
Lineage: Eukaryota; Metazoa; Chordata; Testudines; Geoemydidae
Product: butyrophilin subfamily 1 member A1-like
Exons: 9
Coding region: 1-768 (255 amino acids)
Molecular function (GO): protein binding
Source: RefSeq, a predicted model, not a curated record